AUGGGGACAGCAGCCAGGGUGGUGUGUGCCCUCCUCAUCCUCUCCACGCUGUGCUGGCACAGCCUGGCUCAGAGAGCUCCAGCCAUGCCAGACAAGUGCUGCUUCAACUUCCAGACAAGGAGGAUCAAGAGGGACAACGUGGUGGCCUGUUACCCCACCAGCCCCGAGUGCCCGCACCAGGCUGUGAUCUUCAGGGUGAGGAAUGGGAAGGAGAUCUGCACCCAGGCCAGCAGGCCGUGGGUCAAGAGGUACCAGCAGAGCUUCCAAGUCAGCUCCUUCUCCAUCCCCAGCUAGCCAGGGGUAGCUCCAUCUCCACCCCUGGGCUGGCUGGGGACAGAGGGGACACCAAGGCAGAGGAGACACAUCUGGAUGGAGCAGCUGACAAGUGACAUCCUCCCCAUCACGGUGACCCUCACCACUCCCUGAAGGCAGAGGGAGCCCAGCAGGAUGGAGAGUCCAGACCCUCUGGCCCAUGGACAGGCUGCAGCAGGCAGGGGGUGAGGGGGGAGCAGCUCCACAGUUGUGUUCUGUACAGAAUUAAACGUGAUUCCC
Messenger RNA from Ficedula albicollis (Collared flycatcher), 552 nucleotides. RefSeq names its product C-C motif chemokine 4-like. The transcript is spliced from 3 exons. The coding region runs from base 1 to 294 and encodes 97 amino acids. The record is from RefSeq and is a predicted model, not a curated record. NCBI's taxonomy places the organism in Eukaryota, Metazoa, Chordata, Aves, Passeriformes, Muscicapidae. Gene Ontology annotation, biological process: neutrophil chemotaxis; chemokine-mediated signaling pathway; G protein-coupled receptor signaling pathway. Gene Ontology annotation, cellular component: extracellular region. Gene Ontology annotation, molecular function: CCR chemokine receptor binding; chemokine activity.